AUGAAGACUAUCCUUUCUUCGGAGACGAUGAACAUUCCCGAUGGCGUGAGAAUCAAGGUGCACGCCAAGGUCAUCGAAGUGGAAGGCCCUCGUGGCAAGUUGGUCAAAGACUUGAAGCAUCUCAAUCUCGAUUUCCAACUCAUCACCGACGAUAACGGCCAGAAGAAGCUCAAGAUCAACGACUGGUUCGGAUCCUGCAAAACCUCCGACGCCAUACGCACUGCCCUCAGCCACGUCGAGAAUCUCGUCACCGGCGUCACCAAGGGCUGCCGCUACAAGAUGAGGUUCGUGUCCCUUCACUUCCCCAUCAACGUUAGCAUUACCAACAACAACUCUUCCAUGGAGAUCCGAAAUUUCCUCGGCGAAAAGGAGGUGAGGAAAGUGGACAUGCUUGAAGGCGUCUCCGUUGUUCGAUCUGAAAAGGCUAAGGAUGAGUUGGUUUUGGAUGGUAAUGAUAUUGAAUUAGUUUCUCGGUCCUGUGCUCUCAUUAAACAGAUAUGCCAUGUUAAAAAUAAGGAUACCCGGAAGUUCCUUGAUGGUAUUUAUGUUAGCGAGAAGGGGAUCAUACUUGAAGAAUAGUGGUGAAAA
Molecule: messenger RNA, 588 nt
Organism: Gastrolobium bilobum
Lineage: Eukaryota; Viridiplantae; Streptophyta; Magnoliopsida; Fabales; Fabaceae
Product: large ribosomal subunit protein uL6-like
Exons: 3
Coding region: 1-579 (192 amino acids)
Biological process (GO): cytoplasmic translation
Cellular component (GO): ribosome; cytosolic large ribosomal subunit
Molecular function (GO): structural constituent of ribosome; rRNA binding
Source: RefSeq, a predicted model, not a curated record